Messenger RNA from Sitodiplosis mosellana (orange wheat blossom midge), 2132 nucleotides. RefSeq lists its product as uncharacterized. Gene Ontology annotation, molecular function: protein binding. Bases 661 to 2025 code for a protein of 454 amino acids. The transcript has 2 exons. Lineage: Eukaryota; Metazoa; Arthropoda; Insecta; Diptera; Cecidomyiidae. The record is from RefSeq and is a predicted model, not a curated record.
GUGCGGUUCAACGCAAUUGAGUGCAGAACAAAGCUGUGAGUUUAGAACCGAAUAAAAAUACGAUUUUCUUCCUAACACACGGAUUUAUCGUGUCACAAAAAUAAUCAAAAGCAUUCAAAGAUAUUGUAGCACCACAAAAAUUCUGGUGAAUUGUCAGUAGAAUAUCCUACAAAAGUAAAAACUGAUUCGAAGGUAGCCCGAACAUCGUACAAUAUACGUGUAGUUUUCUUGUUUAUUAAUCAUUUCAAAAUUUUGCAUUUAAGCUGAAAAAUGCAUAAAAUAAUAGUGACUAAAGCUACCAACAUAAUUAUGCUUUAUUUGGACAUUGAAAUUGAAAUUUGUCUUUGCUUUAUAGAACAUACAAUUGUCACUCAUUUGCACAUUUAGCUUAUCAUUGAAACCCUUUAUCGAACACACACCACUACACUAGCGAAAAUAGAUGAAAAAUAAGAAUAUAACUUGUGCUCAUGUUUAAGACCAUGGUGUGAUAUUUUUGUGGAUUUUUUCUAUGUGAUUUAUAGGUAUUUCACCACACCCAGUGUCGCAUAACCUCAAAUCAAAGGUAUUUCGCAAUUUAUCGACUCAUUUUCAUCAGGCACAUUGCAGGGCAAGAAGGCCUCAACAGAAUAACGAUUUUGAGCAGAAUCCAUUGAAUUCACAAUGUCGAUCGGCAAGUAUAACAGCAAGUCUCUGUCUUCAGCUGGCAAAAAGUUGUACCUGGAAGACGAUACAGCCGAUGUACACUUUCUGUUUGAAUCCAAAAAUGCUAAGCCCGAACGUGUGCCGGCGCACAAAAUCCUGCUGACGGCUGUGAGCGAAGCUUUUCGCGCGAUGUUCAGUGGAACAUGGAAAGAGAAGAAUGAAGUUCCCAUCGUUGACGCUACAGCCGCCGGUUUCAAGGAGUUUCUACAGUUCUUCUACCUGGACGAAAUCAGAUUGACUGCCGAAAACAUCGGAGAGGUCAUCAAUUUGGGGAAAAUGUACCUCGUGACCGAAUGUGUAAAGGUUUGUGACCUAUUUUUGCAAGACAAUCUGACGGUCGAAAACGUUUGCAUGGUAUACGGAACCGCAACACUUUUUGAUAUUGACGAAUUGAAACGUCUGUGUGAGGCCAGCAUCAGUAUCAACGCUACGGCAGUGCUCAAGUCACCUGGCUUCUUGAAAUGUGACCAGAAAACCAUUGGCCGCAUAUUGAAAUUGGAUACACUGUCAUGUCCUGAGGCUGAAGUCUUCGAUGCGAGCAUGGCGUGGGUCAAAGCAGCCAGUAAAAAAGACACAUUGACCAAGGAAGCGGUUCAAGCUCAUCUCGGCGACUCAUUCUACGACAUUCGCUUUGGUUCCAUGAAAAUGGAGGAGUUCGCCGCUAUUUUUGAUUCGUAUUCGAUGACAUCCGUUUUCACGGCUGACGAACACAAGGACAUUGUGCAAAUGAUCACCACUGACACACACAAACCCAAGUUCUUCAACGAAAAUCGACGUCAAGACGCACAGACUCAGACGUUUGAGUGCUCACGAGAAACUGAUGACGUUGAUGAAGAACAACCAUAUCAUAUCAAGGAACAUGAAGUCACAACAUUUUCAACCAACGAACAUUUGCUGCUGAAAGCCAUCGUUUGCACUGGAAUUCAAUAUUUCAGAAAAUACAAAUGGAUUGAAGAGUUAUAUGAAGAUUGGAAAAGCCAUCUGACGAUCAUGGAAAUCCGUGAAGUUGAUGGCGAGGAAGUUUCACACAUUCUUCACGAUGAUAAAGACUUCAAAUUCAAAGGUAAAGGAAACGGCCGCAUUCAAUUGCCCAAACCGAUCAUCAUUCGUCGCGGAUUUAAGUAUCAAAUCAUAUUUGAGCAAGAGACUGAUUGCGGUUACCCGAUAUGUACUAGCUUUGAAUACGUAUCUGACGAGGUGAACAUUGAACCAGGAAUUGUCAUCAAAUUUCAUAAUGACGAAAAGGAACAUCGUUAUCGCUAUGCUGAAAAUGAUCGCAUGAAAGGUGGUGUUAUUCGUUCACUCGAAUUCAGUCAAAUUUGAAUUCGUUGCGAGCAUUCUGCCACAAUUUCAUUUUUUCUACACAAAAUUUUCAUUUUUCAACCGAAUUUCCAUUGAUAAUAUUUCUAUGAUUUAGGUUGUAAUGCAAU